AUGACUGAGACUGAAGGGCUAAGCCCUGACGAGGCUGCGGCCGCUGCGCGAGCCGCCGAGCAAGCCCGCUUGCGAAAGGAACGCCGCGAAGCAAAGAUCAAGGCGGGAGGCAACGCUCGCUUGAACAGGAUCACUGGCCUGGGAGGAGGCCUUCAGAGAGCAUCCUCACCUGGCCCCGCCCCGGCAGCCAAACAAGAGGCUGGCGCCGAGGAGAAGCAUGGCGAUCCCGACGAGGUCGACAUAUCUGAGCACUACUACGAGCCGCAGAAGACGAAUCGGAUCCCUUCGCCAUCGCCCGCAGCCAGAGGGAGUGACCCGAGCAAUGUUUCCGAGGACCAACUGCGGCAGAUGAUGCUCGGCUUUGACCGCCCAGCAACUCCCGGCGCCAACGGCACAACGCCUGCCAACCCACUUUUCGACCCAUCUAUGUUCACUGGUCAAAAUGGCGAGGAGGACCCUAUGAUGAAGAUGCUCUCGCAGAUGCUCGGGCCCGGCGGGAUGCCGCCCAACUUCGGCCAGGGCGGCCCGGGCGGCGCAGGCGGCCCAGCCACCAACCCGUUCGCCGGCGGAAACCCAUUCGCAGGAGGCUUGCAACAGCAGCAGCAAGCCGCUGCCUUCGACCCCUACGCCGCGUUCUGGCGCGUGGUGCACUUCCUCCUCGCAGCCGGGCUGGGACUGUACAUCGCGCUGCUGGCCGACUUCUCGGGCACCAAGAUCGAGAGGGAGCGAGGCGCGUUCGCCGCCAGCACCGGGCAGGCCGAUGACGGGCGCAAGUACUUCUUCUGGACCUUCGCCACCGCCGAAACGAUCUUGCUCACGAGCAGGCUUCUCCUGGACCAGGGCCGGGCGCCGCCUCCGGGAAUCUUGGGGACUAUCUUGGGAUUCAUACCGGAUGGGAAAUCGAAGAGCUUGGUCACUACGGGGCUGAAGUACUCGCGUAUCUUCACCACAGUUCGCUCGGACAUAUUAGUUUGUGUUUUUGUGCUGGGGGUGACUUCAUGGCUGAGGUCUUGA
Messenger RNA from Diaporthe amygdali, 1014 nucleotides. RefSeq lists its product as uncharacterized. The record is from RefSeq and is a predicted model, not a curated record. The coding region runs from base 1 to 1014 and encodes 337 amino acids. Lineage: Eukaryota; Fungi; Ascomycota; Sordariomycetes; Diaporthales; Diaporthaceae. Gene Ontology annotation, biological process: retrograde vesicle-mediated transport, Golgi to endoplasmic reticulum. The transcript is spliced from 2 exons.